Messenger RNA from Rhopalosiphum maidis (corn leaf aphid), 520 nucleotides. RefSeq lists its product as uncharacterized. Lineage: Eukaryota; Metazoa; Arthropoda; Insecta; Hemiptera; Aphididae. The record is from RefSeq and is a predicted model, not a curated record. The transcript has 3 exons. The coding region runs from base 83 to 520 and encodes 145 amino acids.
UUUUAAAUAUACUUGAAGUAAAAAUAAUAUUAUUCAAUUAUUAAAAAUAAAUUUUAUUUAAUGAUUAUUAACUAUAUUUCAAAUGAAACUCAUCCAGAUAUUUGCAUUAUCGGUGGUAGUUUUGUAUCUAACACAAGAGAAUAAAACCAAUGGAUUUAAAAUAAUCAAAAUACCAAUCUAUACUGUCAAAGGAAUUAUUUGGAUAACUAUUAAAGUGCCUGCUAAAUUUGUAUGGAAUAUUUUAAGAUUUCCUACAAAAAUCAUUAUUAACCUUGCUUGGAUAUUAUCUAAAAGACCAAUAAAAAUGAUUACGCCACAGUACUUACAAUAUACUAUAAAUCAAUUAGUAGAAGAGUACGAAAUUGAAAGGAAAAAAAGAAAAAAAGAAAAAUCAAUAAGGCAUCGUAUGAAGGUAUCAAUUAAGAAAGGAAUAUCCAAAAUGAAUAACGGAUUGGAGCGCUUUGAUAGAAAAGUAUUCUGGGUGCUAGAACACUAUAUGUUUGUGGAUUUAUUUCUUUGA